Messenger RNA from Fusarium oxysporum Fo47, 868 nucleotides. RefSeq names its product putative methyltransferase-domain-containing protein. The coding region runs from base 1 to 756 and encodes 251 amino acids. The transcript has 3 exons. Lineage: Eukaryota; Fungi; Ascomycota; Sordariomycetes; Hypocreales; Nectriaceae. The record is from RefSeq and is a predicted model, not a curated record.
AUGAGCAGUCCACCGUCGUCCCCUUUGAUGGACCCAGUCACAAUCAGCGAGGACAUUGCUCCAUUGCCGUCCUUCAAGGCCAGUGGUGUUGCGACUGUCGAUUUCGAUGGCGUUCUCUCCAGUCCUCUCAAGGUGCACGAAGAUGUGCGAUCUGGUUGUGGUGGGCAAACGUGGCCCGCGGGAAUGCUUCUCGGCAAGCAUAUGUUGCGUUACCACAAAGACCGGCUUGCUGACGCUCGGAUAUUGGAACUUGGAGCUGGCGGCGGUCUCAUCGGUCUUGCCGUCGCCUUAGAAUGUCAGCUUCAAAAUCAGUUGUUAGUGACGGACCAGCUGGAGAUGUAUGAGCUGAUGAAGCACAACAUCGAGCUAAACAACCUACAAGACAAAGCCAAGGCGAUGGUGCUCAACUGGGGCGAAGACUUGCCAGCUGCCGUGUUGGAGCAAAAGCCAGACGUGAUAUUGGCUGGCGAAUGUGUCUAUUUCGAACCUGCUUUCCCUCUCCUGAUGUCUACGCUUAAGGCUCUAUUAGAGCUUAACCCCGCAGCUGUCGUGUACUUUUGUUUCAAGAAGAGGAGACGCGCGGACAUGACCUUUGUCAAAAUGGCUAAGAAAGCGUUCAAGGUCGAAGAAAUAUUCGACGAGGAUAGGCCCGUUUUCCAGCGCCAGGGCCUUUUCCUCUUUUCUUUCACCAGCCGCCCAACCACAAGCCAAACGAAAGCUACCAAAAACCAAAGUCAACCUCAACUAUCAAAAUGAUAAAAAAAGGUCAAAGAAACGCUUUGUCUACACAGCAUCUUAGUUGGCAUGCGCCUGAAAACUGUCCAUGCAUGUUGAGUCCUGGCCUGGAGACCCGACUGGAUCCUUUCAU